UUUAAUUUGUCAUAAGAAAAUUAGGUUUAAGCUGUGAUUCUGUAUAUCCAGAUAAUUUAAUAUAAGUAUUUUUCAGAUAUAGGAAGCUGAUGCUCUUACUAGAAGUUAACCGACUCAUGUUUGGCUGUAUUUUUUGAUAAUUUGUGUACAUUUUUAUUAAACAUCUAAAAUUCUUCUGUGCAAAAGUGGAGUACGUAUCUUCUUCGUUUGGAAAAUGAAAUAUUGUAAUUAGUGUUUUUAUUAUUUUGAAACUCCAAAAUUACACAAUAUCGGUGCAGCACCCAAGCCUAUAAAACUUUACAACUCUAACAAGAAAUUCCAGAUCAUGACUCGACCAAAUAACGUCUGUAAAAAGGGCUCACAUCUUCGCCAACUUUACGUUUUUAAAUAGCCACAAGCUCCUCACACUGCACCUCAGUCAGUGUCGAGCAUCAGAACAGAACCACACCGCAACCAUGCCGAAGGAACUUCCGACCUCCUGGCUGGACAAAGCCCCCGCAAAGUACGACGACGAUCUGGCCGAAAUGGACGACUUCUUCCGUGGUCUCGCCGAAAAGUACAUCCGAGAAACGCCCGACCUGCGCCAGCAGUCGUUGGCCCAACUCCGCGAUUGGAUCGCCAAACAUCCCCACAUCCGGCGAGUACGUACGGACGCUCCGUUCCUGUUGCGCUUCCUGCGGACGAAAAAGUACAACUUCAUCAACGCUUCCAAGCAGCUGGAACGCUACCUGGCGGUUCGAAUGCUGCACCGAAAGUACUUCGAGCGGCUGGACGUGGAAGAUCCGGAAUUUGGAGCGCUAAUUGGAUCGGGAUUUCUGGUCCCCAUGCCUGAACGGGACGCCAAGGGACGCACGGUGAUCUUCUCCACGGCCAAAGACGUGGACGCGGAACGGUUCACCGUGCAUCAACUGUCCCGGGCUCACUUCCUGCUAAUGGAAGUCCUCAACGAUUCGAACGAGUUUCAGUGCGGUGGGUUCGUGUCGGUGCUCGACUUCAGCGGACUUACAAUGGCCCACGUGAACCUGGUGGGCGUCAACGACAUCCGGCUGCAGGUGAACGUUUCGGCCAACGCCACUCCCGUGCGGGCUCAGGAGAUGCACUUUAUAAACGCCCCAUCCCUGCUGACCACGGCCAUCAACUUGGUGAUGAAGCUGACCAGCGAAAAGCUAAGGAAUCGAAUCUUCUUCCAUCAAAGCUGGGACGAGCUGUACGCCAGGGUGGACAAGAGCCUGCUGCCGAAGGAGUACGGUGGAAGCGUUCCAAUGGAAAAGUUGGUGGCGGACUUCAAGGAUCGCUGCCGGGAGUUGCGUCCGCAGCUUUUGGCGAACGACGAAAUGGAGCUGGAAGUGACGAAGGAUUCCGAGUACUGGCAGGAGUCGUCGGACCUCGAGCUGGAAUCGGGUGCGAUUGGGUCGUUCAGAAAGCUGCAGGUUGAUUAGGGGGAUCGAUUUGAGGGUGCGUGGUAAUGAUUGCAGUGGAGAAUAAAGAUCAUCAAAUGUUA
Messenger RNA from Culex pipiens pallens (northern house mosquito), 1501 nucleotides. Its product is annotated as clavesin-1-like. Gene Ontology annotation, cellular component: membrane. The transcript is spliced from 2 exons. The coding region runs from base 456 to 1439 and encodes 327 amino acids. The record is from RefSeq and is a predicted model, not a curated record. Lineage: Eukaryota; Metazoa; Arthropoda; Insecta; Diptera; Culicidae. Gene Ontology annotation, molecular function: phosphatidylinositol bisphosphate binding.